Ciona intestinalis (vase tunicate) is the source of this 3728-nucleotide messenger RNA. Lineage: Eukaryota; Metazoa; Chordata; Ascidiacea; Phlebobranchia; Cionidae. The record is from RefSeq and is a predicted model, not a curated record.
UCGUUGUUUUAUUUAUUGUUAAUUAAUAGGUUCUACCAAUGCUAAAGUAAAGCGAGGUGAAAAUGUAAAGUCACGUUUAUAGAGAAAAUGUCGAGUCCCACUAAAAGCAAAGCUGAACUAAAGGAUAAAGGGAGUCCUCACUUUCCUAAAGAAUCGACGGAUGAUUCGUUGAUUAUUUCCCCACAUGCAGAUAUUUUGUCUGAUGGGGAAGCAAGGGAUGUUUUCAAAGGGAAGGUUUUAAUCGACCGCUUAUUGGUCUAUUAUGGAAAAUUUGAAGGAUCCCGCCAUAGAGCAGCGAGGUACGCUCAAAAACUGCUCGACUUGGGACAUAUUGAAAGUUUGACAAACGGGAGGCAGUUCGAAGAUUCGGUUCAUGUUUAUCGAUGGACUGAUGUGGCAAGAGUUGUGAAUCAAGCAAAGAAUAAGUCGAUGGUGGAAGGCGUACAACAUCAGGCACCAAAAGUUCCCCAACGUCGUCGCAUGAAAGAUGCCGGUGGAGCAGAUGGCGGUAAAGCGGUUUUGAAAAUCUGUAUCGAAACUGAAAAUUGUCAAGGAGCAGAAAUUCAGGCAAGAAUCAGAGCUUCGCCUCGUAACGAGUCAAACUACAUGACGGAUGUGUUGACGUCAACCAAAACAUUAACAGCCGCCACCGAGGAUUCGUUUUUUGGCGGGAAAGUGAUGAAAAGUCUUAGCUACGUGACGGAAAACGAGGAACGACAAAGGUCUUGUCUGAAGACACCUGUUAUAACAGAAGUAACAACAGAAGAAAUUAAGACGCCAUCAAGUAAAAGUAAAAAUGAAAACAAACACGAAGAACAAACACACUGCAUGGAAAGUCCUCGAAAACGCGUUGCGGCCGCGAAGAAAACGUCACCAAAAUAUGACGACAGUAAUUACGUGGAUCACAAGAAUUUAAAGGGAGUCCACUUAGGUUCUACUAAGCAGAGUUUAAGCUAUUCCAAGGAGAGUCAGGUAAAUAGUUCCACAACGAAGAGUGGGAGCGUUGGCCCUCAGCGGUUCAAGAACGCCACUAAUCCAACUGCUGUGGCGCAUUCACCUGGACCAGGUGUGGCGAACGAAGUACCUCCAGUAGCAAAAGGGAGGUCUAAUAUUGAGAAGAAUAAGAUUUGUGACGAACAAUUAACCCAAGACUCUUCACAAAAAUCGCAAGUGCGAACCACGCCCCAUGUCCCGCGGCCGAAUAUGAACAACCCAACCAACAAUGCUAAACACUUCGAUGUAAAAGAAGCUGACUCAUCACCGUCCAAUACAACAGCAACACAAACCUCCGAGAAAAGCAUCCUUAAUGCGUCUAUGUUGUACAAUGGGACGCCAGAAAAUUCAAACGGUAAAACCUCACCGGGCAAUGAACCAAUGCAAAGAUUUGAGAAGCAAUUGGACUCGGCCUCCUACAAUAACGACUCAUUUAUCGAACACAGAUCUGCUGAAAGAACAAAGAAACGGACUCGAUUUAUCGACGAUAGAGUAUAUAUUCUUGAAGAAACAUCGUUGGUAAACGGGCACGAUCACCGCAACCUGACCGACCUAACCCAGGAAAGCACUGGCGUUUCACUUUUUUCAUCGAAUUCACUCAUCAACGACGAUAAGUUAUACGAGAAUGAUUACAUCCCGUUAAGCCCCCCACCCCCUUCACCCAUGCCCCCUAUGUCCCCCCUACCCACCAAGUUUGACGAAGGCUCGAACAUGAAAUCGUUGUUCUGGAAUAAGAUCACUUGCCAGGAAAACCACGAAGUGAAAACUAAAUUGUUCUGGAAAGAAGUCGAGGGAGAUAUUAUGUUCGAUGAAGACGAAUUUGAAAAGUUGUUCCAAAAGCCGCUGCCUUCGCCUCAGCACUCCAGCAGAUCGAAAGGAGGCGACACUUCGAGAUCCGAUGAUAAAAACCGAACAUUGAAAGUUCUUGCCAUGGAACGAUCACGCCAGGUUGGCAUCAGAGCGAACUCUGUGCGACUUCCAAUCGAAGAGAUUCAUGACGCAAUUGUGACGAUGGACGACACUAAGCUGGAUGCCGAUGCACUCCAAGCCUUAUACGACGUAAGACCUUCACCAGAAGAAUUAGACGACAUUGCUGAUGCUUUGAAAAGACGACCCAACGCCAUCUUAGAUAAACCCGAACAGUUCGUAAUGAUGUUGGCUAUGAUUCCUAGCUUAAAUGAAAGGCUGCAGUGCUGGAUAUUUGCCAAGAGAUUCCCCGAUCGUAUGGUCGACGUCCACGAGCAGCUGACAGCUUGGCAUGAUGCGUGUUCACAAAUCAUGCAAAGCGACACCUUAAAAAAGACGUUUGAAAUAAUAUUAAUGUUGGGAAACAAAAUGAACCGAGGAACGCAAAGAGGAAACGCUGAUGGUUACCAUCUUGAAAUACUUCCGAAGCUAAAGGACGUCAAGUCACAGGAUGGUGGAAUGACAUUGCUACAAUACGUUGUGAAAAUUACAAGGGAACAAUUGAAACUGGAGGGCAAACUAGAAGAUUCGGUUCUUCUUACCCCUCGAUGUGAGGAUCCCAUUGGUAUCCCUGAUCAGAUGACGCUCACAAGAGCUACUACGUCAUCGCUCCCAGAUCUGGCUGAUAUUUUAGAAGAAACCGCCGUCACGUUGGAGGAAUGCAAGAACCGCCUUCUGCCAUCGAUCGAGAAAGAAAGCACAACCGAAGAAGAACUUUCUGUGUUUAAAGAUAAACUGGAAGCAUUUUUAGAACAAGCUACUGAGAAAAUGCGAGAACAAGCAAAGUUUUACCAAGCAACUGUGACUGUUGCCGAAAAAUUCCAUAAAUAUUUCGUGCCCGUAUCUGCAACACAGGAAAUGGAAUCAUGCGCAGUUAUGCUUAAAUCCAUCCACGAAUUUUGUGAAGAUUAUCGCAGUGUGUGGAUGUAUGAGGAACGUAUAAGAGCGAAGGAGGAAUUUUACCGCGUUGAACGGGGAAGGAGGGAGAGAAAGUCCGCUAUCGUCAUCAGAAGCACUCCAUCCGCUCUUAAGGAAAAGUUUAUGGAGAGGAGGAAGAAGGAUCGGGGGUCUGAGAAAGAAGCUGAACUUUUACGUACGAAUAAACCAAAGAAAGUGGUUUCGAUCUCCAUCCCUGGGGAAGAAGAGCCUUCGUCCGAAGUCCGGAGUUCGCCGUCUCGUUCCUCUGAAAAGACAAAUGGAGUCAUCCCGAAGAGGGUGUAUAAGUUUGAAGAUAGAGGGGAAUGUGGGACGCCAGGGAUAAGUAGAGAAGUUUCAUUCACGAAAGCGAACGAAAACUCGACGAAAAUUGAGCGUCGAAUGCAGGAAUUGAAUUCAAAGAGACAACCAAUAAAGACGGAUACGUCAUCGUCCAUACUGAAACAAAACAUGAUUGAAAAACGACAGAAAUUGCUCAAGGCUAAGACAUGUUAAUAAUUAAGCUGGUCGCUUGUUUCACAAAUUAUUCCAACCGCACAUGGCUUUACUUUUUUAUUAAAAUAGUUAAAGUUUCAAUUUCCUAUUAAGUAUAGGGUGGGGGUAAAAAGUAACCUUUCUCAAAGAAUUAUAAAAUCGCAUUCUUACGACUCCCAGAGACCGUUGUAAAUUGUUUGAAACACCAUCAGGAUAUUCGGAUGUUUUGUGCUAUAUAAGUGUCCUGUCUUCUCCCACCCUACUAUACAUUCCUUAGAUUUUAACAAUAUUGACUAUAUUACGUAGACCGUAGUGCCAAAUGGGAUGAAUUGUAAAUACGAUAUACACAACACACAGCA